Molecule: messenger RNA, 1695 nt
Organism: Hirsutella rhossiliensis
Lineage: Eukaryota; Fungi; Ascomycota; Sordariomycetes; Hypocreales; Ophiocordycipitaceae
Product: PIF1-like helicase domain-containing protein
Exons: 11
Coding region: 1-1695 (564 amino acids)
Biological process (GO): telomere maintenance; DNA repair
Molecular function (GO): DNA helicase activity
Source: RefSeq, a predicted model, not a curated record
AUGCCCCAGGGUGAAGGGAAUCCCGCCCGCAACGACAGCCUCAUGAACCACUUCAAUCCUGCCAUCAUUCUGGGCUGGCUGGCCAAUAUCGACAUAUCGCCCUGCACCAGCUUACAGGCAGUCAUUACAUCAGGUUUUGCCGCAUACAGCACACCACCAGCCCCUGUUGUCCUUCUCUCUCGCCUUAUGAAUAAGUUGAUUGCCGAGAGAGAUUAUUCAGCGCAGGAAAUUUCCCACUUGCUGCUCAACAUCCCUCUGCAGGAAGGCACUCGGAUGGUUGUGUACGUCGACUGCCGUCCGUUGGAGCAGCAUGUGCGGUCGUUCCGCGUCGACGAGGAUUCCUACAAUCUCAAGACGUGGAGGAGACUCGGUGCGAACGCGAAGAAGAGGUUGAUGAUGGCCCAUCCGCAUCGCUCUCCGGAGGAGCUGCUUGCUGUGGACGGGCAGCCGUUUGAGUCCUUUGCGGCGGCGUACCAGUGCUGCCGGCAGCGACACCAUUUCCAUGAGGACGACCAUUACGGCGAGGUGGGAGCAAAUGAGCUGCAGGCAGAGGACGAUGAGUUUCAGCGGGAGGAGCACGAAGAGCCUGUCGUGGAGGAAGAUUGGCAUGAACUCGCCCGUAUGCUGCCAGACCAUCCGCUGGAGGAGGAGGAUAUCGACGUGCUGGGCCGGCGAGAUGUCGACGUGAAUUAUGACUGGACUCCCACGUUGGACGUGUACGAUACGGUGAUGGGCCACUUUCUGACCCAGGCCUGUUCCCAGUUGUUACUCCAUGUGGACGGCGGCGGUGGCACGGGCAAAUCAUACCUCAUCAAUCUGCUUUCGGCGCACCUCCAAGCCGCCUCGGGCGGAAGAGGGACGCCUGUUUGGCGUGCCGCGCCCACGGGCGUUGCGGGAAAUCAGAUAUCGGGCACUACCUUGCACUCCCUGCUGCACCUCCCCAUCAACAAGGACUUCAAGCCCCUGUCAGCGAUCGACAAAGCUCAGCUCCAGAAGAAGCUAAAGGAUGUCAAGUACCUGAUCGUCGAUGAGAAGAGCAUGCUGAAGCCUCUUUAUUACGACAAGGAGGUGCAGGGGGUAGAGAUCAAGGGCAGGAACGCAUAUCGGCGCUUCGACAAGACGGUUUUCUUGAAGGUUGCCCAGCGUCAGCGCGGCGACGAUCAGGCAGCCCGUGUUCAGGCGAAGCUGGACGAUCAGGAGGUUGCCAAGUUCGUCAAUUCCCUACGAGUAUACGCCACGAAAGACAGGGUCAUGGCUAAGAACGUUGGCCCCGGUGCUGCUGCUGCUCCUGACGACAAGCCGGUUGGCCUCUGCAACGGUGCACGUGACCCUCCUGCGAAGAUUGUCCCGAUUCUGCCAGUAGACAGGGACUUCCUCGUCGGAGCCACACUCUGCACUCGUACGCAGUUUCUGAUCGUGUGCUACGCCAUUACAGUUCACAAGUCGCAGAGCAUCACCGAAGACAUGAUCGUGACGGAUCUGUCGUGCCGUGACUUUCAGACCGGUUUGAGCUACGUGGCCGUCUCGCGUGUGAAAACGCUGCAGGGUCUGAUGCUGGAUGCCCCGUUUGACCGCAAUCACCUGACUUAUGCGUCGCCGCCGGAAGGAAUUAAGAUGAAAAUGAAGGAUCAACAACUUCGCAAACGACAGGUUCUUACCCAGAAUCCGUAUAAGAUAGGCGACGGGUCUACGUAA